CUCCCAAUCAUAGAUCCCUGACAUACAGACUAGUCCCGCCCCCUAAGACCAAAAUUUGAUUCACUUCGACCUCUGGAAAAAAAGUGGCUCGCCUGCUGAGGCAAAGAAGCGAUUUUCGCUCAACCCCAUUUGGAGAUUUACCUCAGGAAAUAAUCGGAAGACCGUGGAGGGGCCGUGAACUCGGAGGGCACGUUCGUAUUGACUGACAUAGCUCACCUGUACAAGUCAUGAAGCCAUCCCUUGUCCUCUUCGCUGUGUUGCUAUGCUGCAUAUCUUCACGGUCGUCAUGGGCUGCCAAAAUCAUCGUCGUGCCUCCCAUCAUGUUCGAAAGCCACCUCUACAUCUUCAAAACACUGGCGUCCGCCUUACACGCCGAAGGCCACGACACCGUCUUUCUCGUAUCGGAAGGACGUGAGAUACCGCCUUCGGACCACUACCGCCUCCAGCGCUACCCGGGAAUCUUCAACAGCACCUCGGCCGACGACUUCCUGCAGUCCAAAGUCCGGAACAUCUUCGCCGGGCGGUUCACGGCGCUGGAGCUGUUCGACAUCCUGGACCACUACUCGCAGAACUGCGACGCCGUCGUCGGCAGCAGCUCCGUGAUGCAGCAGCUGAAACGCGAACGCUUCGACCUUCUCCUCGUCGACCCCAACGAGAUGUGCGGCUUCGUCAUCGCCCACAUCUUGGGGGUCCAGUACGCCGUCUUCAGCACGGGGUUGUGGUACCCGGCCGAGGUAGGCGCCCCGGCGCCGCUCUCCUACGUCCCCGAGUUCAACUCGCUACUCACAGACCGGAUGUCGCUGCUGCAACGGGUGGCCAACACGGCAGUGUACCUGGUGUCGAGGUUUGGCGUCCAGUUCUUGGUGUUGCCCAAGUACGACCGCAUCAUGAGAAAGUACAACAUCCAGCCCUACGCGUCCAUGCACGACCUGGUCCAGCAAACCCGGCUCUGGAUGCUGUGCACGGACAUGGCACUGGAGUUCCCCAGGCCCACCUUACCACACGUCGUCUACGUCGGGGGGAUUCUGACCAAACCACCCAGCCCACUACCACAGGACUUUGAAGACUGGGUGGAGAGCACGGAUGAACAUGGCUUUGUGGUUGUAUCGUUCGGGGCUGGAGUGAAAUACCUGUCCGAUGACAUUGCUCAUAAACUGGCCGGGGCAUUGGCUCGUCUACCUCAGAGAGUCAUUUGGAGGUUUUCAGGAGUUCCUCCCCGUAACCUAGGCAACAACACUAAACUGGUGGAUUGGAUGCCACAGAAUGAUCUGUUAGGACACAGAAACACACGUGCGUUCCUGAGUCAUGGGGGUCUAAACAGUAUCUACGAGGCCAUGUAUCACGGUGUACCGGUGGUUGGUGUGCCCCUGUUUGGGGACCAUUAUGACACGAUGACGCGGGUUCAGGCGAAGGGUAUGGGCGUGAUGCUGGAGUGGAAGAAGAUGAGCGAGGAAGACCUUCACACCGCCAUGGUGAAUGUUAUUGCCGACAACAGGUAUCGUGAACGAGCUCAGAUGUUGUCCAACAUCCAUAAAGACCAGCCGGGUCAUCCCGUGAACAGAGCUGUGUACUGGAUCAGCUACAUCCUCCGUCACAACGGAGCUGAGCACCUCCGCCCAGCCGUCCACAACAUCCCUACCUACCAGUACUUCCUACUGGACGUUGCAGCGGUGUUUGGAGUAGGACUGUUUCUGAUUGGCUACUGCUUGUACAGGAUAGGCAAAUUCGUCAAGUCGCGAUUCUGUCAAGCGUCCCCGGUCGGAUUUGACAAAGUAAACGGACAUUGUCAUAAUGGAAUUCCCAAUGGAAAACACAAGCGGAACGGCCAUGUGAGGUCCUUGGAAAAGAAGGUGAAAUAAAACGGGGGACCUGCAGACUAACGCUGCACUAAAGAAGGAAACUAACUACACACAGAGCCUUACUGGAAAUAAACAAAUGUGCAUCAAAUAAAUAAACAAAGAAAAAAACAAACAAACGAAAAACACUCAACAAGAGACACAUAGGAAAGAAAAGAAAAAUCAAAAAGUGUGAUAGAAGCAAGUGUUUAUUUGAAACCGGCUGGCUCUUGUUUUCCCACUCAUCCUUUUGGGAAUGGAGUGAAUGUCGAUGUGCAGUUUUGAAUAUCGAAACGAUUCUUUGAAGAAAAUGCAGGAACCCCAGAAUUAAAUGUUAGACAUUAAUGUUUUUAACAAGACGCUACUGUGCUGUUGAACAUCAGG
Chanos chanos (milkfish) is the source of this 2219-nucleotide messenger RNA. It is a transcript of the gene ugt8, whose product is annotated as UDP glycosyltransferase 8. Gene Ontology annotation, biological process: galactosylceramide biosynthetic process. NCBI's taxonomy places the organism in Eukaryota, Metazoa, Chordata, Actinopteri, Gonorynchiformes, Chanidae. The transcript has 6 exons. The record is from RefSeq and is a predicted model, not a curated record. Gene Ontology annotation, molecular function: N-acylsphingosine galactosyltransferase activity. Bases 228 to 1859 code for a protein of 543 amino acids. Gene Ontology annotation, cellular component: endoplasmic reticulum.